AUGAUCCGCUCGGGGAUCACGAGGGUCGUAAGGCAGAUUCAGGUACGCAGCCUUGCGACCGACAAAGAUCUACCAGUACCUCGUUUGCAUGACGCUAAGCGAAAGGAGGUGGACGAUAUAAUAGAGCCGACAGUUCCGAAGGUUCCCGUAAUGGUAACAGGCGACGAAGCAGCGGAAAUUGGCGGCAGACCGGCAGAACACACAGAAGAGCGUACUGUUCGUAUCUUCCGAGCUGCACGAGAGGCUACGCAGUCCGGUUGGGGGAAUACCAAG
Ostertagia ostertagi is the source of this 273-nucleotide messenger RNA. Lineage: Eukaryota; Metazoa; Nematoda; Chromadorea; Rhabditida; Trichostrongylidae. The record is from the annotation of a GenBank genome assembly.